ACGGCGCAUCCGAAAGAGAGAGAUGCGCGGUGAGAUUACGCGCGCCGGCGCGGACGCGCACACACACAGACACACAUACAGACACACACGCACACGCACAGCACACAGACUCGUCUCGGGUUGUGAGAUAAGUUAGUUCUUCACAAACUGCGGCGGCAGGGCAGGGGGACCGACAGCGGCGGAAAGUUGCGCUCCUGACGCACCGGGAAGCGGCGCGUAAAGGUCCGCGCGUCCUCGCGUGGAGAAGGUGCUGGAUCACUUUAUUGUGAUAGAAAACAAAAACAAAAAAACAAAAACAAACGGGAAGAUCCUCUGGUGACAGGAUCUGAAGUGUAGGGUCAGGAACUGGCACUUGGCACGGAUGCUGUUGGAUGUCGCCGCGCGCGUUCACUCCUGCUUUUGCCUUUUUGGUAUUUUUUUGAAAGAUGGCUUAUUCUCAGCUGGGAUACUCCUACUCAGCCACACCACAGUUCCUGAUGACCCAGAGCUCUCUGUCCGGGACUCCCCCGCCCCACCCGGCGCUGCGCUCCGCGGGCCAGCAGCUCGCCUCCGCCGGCAUCGGCGGCUACAGCGGCUCCUACAAGAGCCAGGGCUACUACAGCUCCCGGCCCGGCGACCCCAGCGCGCUCUACCACAGGGGACCACUCCAUCCCAAAGAAGCCGUAUCCGUGCAUGUGGGGGCAUCUCAGACUCCUGCCUACUAUCCUUAUGAAUACACAUUUGGACAGUAUCCCUAUGAGAGAUAUGGAUAUUCCUGCUCAGACAGUUCCUCACGUCGUAAGAACGCCACUCGAGAGACCACCAGCACUCUGAAGGCGUGGCUGCAGGAGCACCAGAAGAACCCCUACCCGACCAAGGGGGAGAAAAUAAUGCUUGCCAUCAUCACCCGCAUGACUCUCACACAGGUGUCGACAUGGUUUGCAAAUGCACGCAGGAGGCUGAAAAAGGAGAACAAGGUGACGUGGUCGCCGCGGGCUUGUAAAAACUCUGAGGACCGUGGCUGUGAGGACGACAGCGAUGAGGCGGAGAAGCCACCUCAGAGUGACAAAGAUCUUCCCGAUCAACAAUGUGCAGACCUGCAGAGUGACCUGGAGGACUUCGACCUGAACGAGUCGGAUGCUUCCGACAGCGAGCCCAAGCCCCCGUUUCUACCCGAGGACAACAAACCGAACCUCAACGUAGAUAUGAGGCAUCUCAUGCACAACUCAGACCCACUGCGCGGAAGAGAGCGGCUGUCCCCGGACUGCCCCGAACUGACGUCGGCCCAGCGGCAACACAGCUCCUUCUACAUCAACCCAGACCUUCGGAGCUCGGACGCCAAGCCCAAGAUCUGGUCCCUGGCUCACACCGCCGUGUCUCUGGAGGCCGGGGUGCAGCCAGAAUACGCCCCCUGCAUGCUGUCGUCCACGGGGUCCUCCUCUUGCGGGUUCCCCACCACCAUGGCGCUCACCAAGGCGGACAGGCAGCAGGAAUCGCCAGUGGCAACGCUCAGAGAGUGGGUGGACGGGGUUUUCCACGGCCCUCCUUUCCAGCCGCCCAAACACACCGAGGCGUGGAAGGGCUUGGAUGAGGCCAUGGUGGACAGCAGGACACCCACACAGGCCUUUGAGCUGGUUCAGCCCCCUUCACCUUUGUAGACCCCCCCCUAACCCCUCUCCCCAAACACAUCAUCAGUGCAAACUUUUGACUUCUGGACUUGAAACAAAAGUCUGUAUUUGGUUGGUUUGAUGGACGCGACCAACACCUCAAGCAAAACACCUCAAGUAACCCAAAGCCUCACAGCGACGGUGCUUAAUGACAACCGCCAGGCCGUGGUUAGGCGUUUGUAAUUUGACUGGUGUGCCGUUAGGGGUGUUUGAUCCUGUUUUGGCACUUUGAUCGACUCUCCUACGACUUCCAGGCUCCCGUUGAACUUCAGACCCAACGGCAACCGCCCUACCCGAACACUUCCCUGCAGCAAAGCUUGUACAGUUUACACACGUGAAAAACAUACACUGUUGUACACCUGCACCACCGCCUGCACGUGCACCGAGUUAAAUAAAAUAAAAAGAGCAUUCUGUAGCAUGGUAAAGUUCUCUGAGUGUGCCCUUAAAUUAGAUCUCCACUGUUCUGGACGCAGUAAUGGAGUCGUUUCGGACUUUGUUAAUCCUUCUCCGGAUCGGUGGAAUAUACCUCAGCGGCUCUGGAUAUGCGUGUGUGUGAGAGACUUGAGUGUUUGUGUGUGUUUGGAUGGAGUGAAAGGGGGAAAGUGGGUGGUAUUCAGCCGUGACUAAUGGAAACACACAGAGGAGGGUGCUGCUAAAUUGUUAAAUCGAUGCCACUUCCACCUCAGCUCCAGAUAUAGCUGCAAUCAGCGAUGCGUCCCUUUUCAUUAGGCGGCUUUUGACUUUGUCAACCUUGGACAGCGAGAAAAAAUACACAAUGAGCAAAAGACCUCGUAGAAUUGCUGGUAAUUUUAACUAACUGUCACAUCUUUAUCUAGUGGGUGAUGUUUUUUUUUUUUGUUUUUUUUUUCAUGCAGGGAAAUUUAAGCAACAUCACAACAUCAACAUCAAUGGACUGAAAUAUUUUAUUCAAACAUGAACUUCCAUUGACUUUAAUUACUUGAAAAAAUAAUGUAACAAAACACUGAACCCACACAAAAGCAGAGCGAGAAAAAGUCUUUUUUUUCACCCCUCGUCUUUCUCCUUCUCCUGGUUUUUCUUUCUUUUUUCGUUUCUUUUUUCGGUUCAGGAACGGUGAUAAAGUAUUCAUCAGAACAGAGGAGGGAUCUGCCUGGGCUUUGUAUGGAAUUAACCAUUUCGGAUUAAAUAAUUCAGGAUGAAUUCAACCGAGAAUUUCAUUCUGUUUCUGCCUCAUAAAUAAGUAACUUUUAAGAUGAUAAAUAAUGACAUCUGACUUCUUAUUUCUGUAAAGUUUUCUUUCUUCCACUCGCUGGUGGACAGGCUCCCAUCGUGGGGGGGCGGCUAAUAUAUCUUUUAUACUUCUGCUCAAGAUUUUCACUUAUUCUGUUUAAAAUUAAUGUUGCAGAACCAAUUCAAUUAGGUUCCUCUUUAAAAAAAGAGCGAGAGGCAUAUUGGACUCUAAAAGAGGAGUUGAUAUUGUCAUGAAAGAUGGGGAAGGCAGUCAGAUAAGAGGGAGUGGGAGCUGAGUGUUGUUAAGAAUCCAUUCAUAAGCUUGUUCUCAUCCUUUGCUGUCUGACACAUAUCGUUUUGUACUGAGUUACCGUGACUACGGAUUACUAAAAAGGCACAAAUGUCUCACUUUUGUUAAAGGACAUUAAAUCAGACCUAAGGCUGGAGAAAAACAUGAUGUUUGUUUGUUGGUAAUGCAACAUAUUUUAACCUGCAUUUUCAAAGUUCCUUUGAUUCUGUAAAGUA
Cololabis saira (Pacific saury) is the source of this 3380-nucleotide messenger RNA. It is a transcript of the gene irx4b, whose product is annotated as iroquois homeobox 4b. Gene Ontology annotation, biological process: neuron differentiation; regulation of transcription by RNA polymerase II; cell development. Gene Ontology annotation, cellular component: nucleus. NCBI's taxonomy places the organism in Eukaryota, Metazoa, Chordata, Actinopteri, Beloniformes, Belonidae. Gene Ontology annotation, molecular function: DNA-binding transcription factor activity, RNA polymerase II-specific; RNA polymerase II cis-regulatory region sequence-specific DNA binding. The transcript is spliced from 6 exons. Bases 426 to 1637 code for a protein of 403 amino acids. The record is from RefSeq and is a predicted model, not a curated record.